AGUGAUGGAACCUACCGUAUGGGCUUUAACCGGAGAGGAGGACCAAACCUAAAAGGCCCCUCCCGAAAACGAAGUGGCUUGAGAGCAGAAAAAAAUCCAGUUGAGGGGUUUCGAACUCUGCCUGACCUGUAAUCGCUUCAGUGAUUUUUGUCUUCCCAUUUCCAAAGCGUCGACAGAAAGCUCGUUAGGAAGGAUUAUUUGGGGAGAGAGAAAUUAAAACUUUACUGAAACAGAAGAAGGAGAAGAUGGCGUUCAGAGGGAAGGAGAUGAUGAAGAAGCUGGUGAAGAAGGUGGGAGAGAACAACUUGGCGCCUGGAGUGAAGGAACAACUCAAAAAAUGCAUUCCGGACAGCAAGGUCGUCAUGAACCGUGCCAAACGCGGCCUUUACGCUGGCCGACACAUCCAGUUCGGCAACCGCAUCAGCGAAGACGGUGGAAACAAGUCGAGGAGGAGUUGGAAGCCUAAUGUCCAGGAUAAGCGGCUCUUUAGUUAUAUCUUAGAUCGCCACAUUCGGGUCAAAGUCACCACUCAUGCCCUUCGAUGCAUUGACAAGGCAGGUGGAAUUGAUGAGUACCUGCUGAAGACUCCCUACCAGAAGAUGGAUACAGAGAUGGGCCUGUUCUGGAAAGCUAAAAUUGAGAAGAUGUAUGAAGAGCUUGGGCAAAUGGAGGUAGUAUUCUUUUCACCAGAGGAUGAAGCAAAGUUUGAACAAGGUUUCAAAGACCUAAAGCUAGCCGAGAGAGCAGCUCGAAGGGAUGCCAGAAGGCAGAUGUAUGGAUGGACAGGGAAACAGGAAAAAAUCGAGGAUGGAAAAACCAGCCAAGUAACUGAUGAUGAAACUGCUAGGAUUGGGGAAGAUAGUUAAAGUUAACGUGUUGAUGUUCAUGAACCGCUGGUUGCAAAUUCUUGAGUUUAGAACUGCUUGCCAUCUUGGAUACUGUCCACAUUUUUGCUACCUUUUAAGGGUUUUUUUUCCCCGAAUGAAUAAUUUUGUAGCUCUGGUUUAUUGAUUGUUACGUUUGGAAUUAGUCUUACUA
Messenger RNA from Theobroma cacao (cacao), 1038 nucleotides. RefSeq names its product Ribosomal L28 family. The record is from RefSeq and is a predicted model, not a curated record. Lineage: Eukaryota; Viridiplantae; Streptophyta; Magnoliopsida; Malvales; Malvaceae. Gene Ontology annotation, molecular function: structural constituent of ribosome. Gene Ontology annotation, cellular component: mitochondrial large ribosomal subunit.